AUGGCCGACCCGACGGAGCUGGUCAGUGGUCCUGAAGAGGAGGUCACAUUUGAACCCAAAGAUGUCAUUAGCAGGACGGUGGAAGUCUCGCUGACAACUGGUGCGGCUGGUCUAUUUCUCUCCACUGUGCAAAAUACCCUGUCUAGACAACAAGUCGGCGUUUUUGGCGUGUUCUCGAGGUACGGUGGAACGACUGUUUGGGCCACUGGAGCUGGAGCAUCGUAUGCCUUUAUUAGCACAGCUUCCGGUAACCUAAGGGAGAAGGAGGACUUCUGGAACCACUUCUACGGUGGUGCCGCUACAGGUGCCUUACUGGGUCUGCGUCGCCGCACAUUUCCUUCUGUCAUCGGAACCGCACUCUUCGCUGGUGCUGUUAUGGGUGGGCUUUCGUUUGCAGGUGGCCAGGUCUAUGCGACGGGUGAGACUCCCGAGGAGCGUAUUGCACGGAAAGAAGAGCAUCGACGAAGAUUCAGACGACCAUACCAGGAGAUGGUCAACGAGAUUGGUGAGGGCAGAGGCAUCUACCCCCCAGGCUACAAUGAGCGCCGCGCGCAGCGAAUUUCAGACAACUACGGUAUCGAAGUUCAGCCUCCAUACUAUGAACGCAAGAAGCAGGCUGGAAUAGAAACGAGUGCUAUCUGA
Cyphellophora europaea CBS 101466 is the source of this 642-nucleotide messenger RNA. RefSeq lists its product as uncharacterized. Gene Ontology annotation, biological process: mitochondrial respiratory chain complex I assembly. The coding region runs from base 1 to 642 and encodes 213 amino acids. NCBI's taxonomy places the organism in Eukaryota, Fungi, Ascomycota, Eurotiomycetes, Chaetothyriales, Cyphellophoraceae. The record is from RefSeq and is a predicted model, not a curated record. The transcript has 4 exons.